AUUCAUUCAAAGAGCGAGUGCCAGUCUGGAGUAUCCUUGUGUCUGGAAAUAAAUUACUGUUUUCGGCUCGUCCUUGCGGCCUAAUCGGACUAGUUGUGCACAACAAAGCGAGCCCAGUACCGUCGGGUGACAAUAGUUGACUGUUUGAAUAUGUGCCAACGUUCGUGCCUCCGCAAAUCGCAGCCAAAGAUACGGAAGUCUGGCUCACCACGGCGCUGCUAGAAGAAACCUUGAAGGAAAGAAGAAGAAUAUCAGAGCCACUCCUGCGCCCAUUGUUACUUGUGAACGAAUCGGAAUCGGUUUUCUGAACUCCUUGGUGAUUGUUUAGUACGUGCUGCUGCAGGUUCUGGAUUUUUUUUUCCUAUCACGACGUUGAGCAAGACAAAUCUAUCACGAUGAUGAAAAGCUUGUUUGGCCGGAAGAGUGCCAAAGAAAAUGACCGUAACAAAAUAUCCGAGAUUGGCCUGCCCACAAAUGUGGUGCACGGUAUUCAUGUCAGCAAAAACCAUCUCACGGGCGAUCUGGAGGGUCUGCCGAAGGCAUGGAUUCGGCUCAUGGACGCGUCCAUCACACACGACGAGCAGAGCAAGAAUCCGGAAGCUGCCUACCAGGCAGUCAAGUUUUACAACUACUCAAUCAAGAAAAAGGAGCAGGCAGAACCGUUCAAACCAUUCAUCACCGAGGAUGCCAUCCACGAAGAAACGGAAUCGAUCGACCAGUUUCUGGACAUGAAAAAUGCGCACAAAAGCGAAGAUUCCCUGGAGGAAAACUUUGCCGAGGUGUCUCCGCCGCCGCCUCCACUGCCGAAAAAGUCAAUGACCUUGCCUCCGAAGCCACAAAUCAUGCCUAAACCUAAAAAUUACCCCAGUAAACUGUGCAAGGGUGUUGAAAACCUAAACCUGUACCAGAGUGGCAAUAAGGACACGAUGAUUAUACACAACAACGAUGCUGCCUUGGACAGUCACAAGAGUGCGUAUGAUUUGGUGAAUAAGGUUGAUUUAGACGGCGAAGAGCUCAUACUGAGGCCUAAGGAACCGAACGCACGGGUACCGAAGAGCGAUGAACAGGUCUACAAGGAGCUGAAGCGGAUUUGCAACAUGAGCGAUCCUCUCGAAAGAUACGAGAAAACAGUCGAAGUGGGCAAAGGUGCUUCCGGGGUAGUGUUCAUUGCCGUCGAUCGUCAAACGAAUCAAAAGGUGGCAAUCAAAACCAUCGAUAUGAAAAAUCAAUCGUCCAAAGAAUCCAUCCUAAACGAGAUUAAUGUACUGAUGGACUUUAACAAUAAAAACUUGGUCAACUUCCUCGAGGCCUAUUACCUGGAAGCGGAAGAUCACCUGUGGGUUAUCCUGGAGUACAUGGACGGUGGACCGCUAACGGACGUGGUCACCGAAACGGUGAUGAAGGAUCGUCAGAUUGCGGCCGUUUGCCGAGAGGUUCUGCAGGCCAUCAGCUUCCUGCACUCCAAGGGCAUCAUUCAUCGGGACAUCAAGUCGGACAACGUGCUGCUAGGCAUGGACGGGUCGGUAAAGGUCACCGACUUUGGCUUCUGUGCCAACAUCGAGGGAGAUGAAAAACGGCAAACCAUGGUGGGCACUCCGUACUGGAUGGCACCCGAGGUUGUGACACGUAAGCAGUACGGCAAAAAGGUGGACAUCUGGUCGUUGGGCAUCAUGGCAAUCGAAAUGAUCGAAGGGCAGCCGCCGUAUCUGAACCAGGCACCGCUGCGUGCUCUUUAUCUGAUCGCUGCGAACGGGCGUCCCGACAUCAAAAGCUGGGACAAGCUGUCGGACAACCUGAAAGAUUUUCUCGACUGCUGCUUGCAGGUGGAGGUGGACCAGCGGGCAUCGGCCGACGAUCUACUCAACCAUCCCUUCCUGCAGGACUGCAUGGAGCUGCGAACUUUAACACCUCUGAUCAAAGCUGCGAGGCGUUUGCUGAAGCGUGACAACUGAGCGAUUCGUACAGAAGUAAAACAAUUCAAACGAGUGCCGAUGUGGCUGUGAAAAAUUAGUGCCUUAAAAUAAAUCGAUUUUUGUUCGCGCGAAACGAGAAAAAAAACCGAAGAGUCAUGUGAAGAGCUAGAAAAGUUAAAAAUUGAUAAGGUUUCAACACUUUUUUCCCUUCAUGAUAAGAGCUCGACUUUGAAAGGCGUUGCAGUCAAGAUUAGUAAAUGUGGUGUAUGGCGCGAAGAAAACUGAUUGAAAUUUAUUUUCCAUGCCCGCUACAGUGUUUGAAGUAAUCGUCCAUUUUGUGAGCAGUGUGUUUAGUGUAUUCGGAGACAUAAAGUGGAGCACAAUUGAAAUUAGUCUCUCUUUAGCGUGGAACAAGUCGAAGAAGGAAUGUGCGUAAUUACGGGACAUACAUCAUCCAACGAUAAGGCAACGUUGACGUUUGAAAUUUGAAUUUGGGACAGUGGUACUAACUUGGUGUGCUGUCUACCUAUUUCGCAAAAAUAUCAACUUGGCUACCAUCCUCCUCAUAUGGAGCUGCCAAACCUAUAGGUACCGGUUCUGUGUCGGUUAUAAUCAGUUACCAAAGCUUUAUUUACCUAUACGAAAGAGGACACAGCAAGUGAUAAGAUGAAUCAAAGAGCGUUCCGAAACCGAGUGUGACUCAUGCAUGUUUUCCCGUUACGAGGUGUCUUUAAGAGCUCUCCACGGGUAAAACGUGACUGAGCGCUCAUAAAUUGUGCCAUGAAAAGAGGAAAAGGGGGAGGAGUAAUGCUUUCACUUUCUUUUUGAUUAAGAAAAUUGCUUUCUGUCAAGAUCAUCUUCGGGGAUUUCUGCUUUGCCCCGCGUCGCUUAUGUUGUGUGUUCUAUUCCGGUGGAUGUUUACACAUGUAGAUUGUGAACGGAGUGCGCUCUGCUGUGUAGGAAAUGUAUAUUCGAUGAUUUGAGGUUCGCGUGCAUGUUUUCCAUAAUGAAAUAACGACUUGGAACGGGCUGUAGACAGCACUUUAUACCUUGCUUCGAUACAAACACACACACACACACAAACGCGCACCAACACUCUUCAAGUAAAGUAGAUGUCUGUAAAUAAUAAUAAAGGCAUGAGGCAAACUGCCUAUGCUUAAGUACGUAAGUACGAAUCAUUGUUGUGUACAACCAGGGCCUUACAUUGAAUACUGGCGAAGAAGAUCUGUCUACAGGCCGCAGCGUUAGCAGCGAGAAUUGAGAGAGCACGAGUAAUCUUCGGUGCUCAGAACUGUGAAGGUGUCACUUAAUGGCAAAUAAUCAUAAAAUUAAUUUGACCUUUCUCGAUAUACUACACACGUCGUCAGUCGUGGCUACAUCAUUAGAUUCGCCCCGUUCCAAGUCCAGCUGAAAAAAUACCAAUCAACCUAGGGCCUUACCGUUGGAUGAGUAGAACUCGUUUGAACUGAAAAUACCAAAACCAGCAGCAAUAACGUUGAGCUCAAUUUUUUCGACAAAAAAACCCCGCCGUCACUUAGUGACGAGGAAGAAAAACGCACCAUUCAAACGCGUGACGCGUGAAAUAUUGUAAAGGAACGCACUAGUUCGACAAAAAAAACACCCACAAAUCUGUAACCAAUGCAUCCCUUGAUAUACUUAUACGAAGCAAAACUACAUUGACUGAUAUAGAGUUGAGAACAAAGUUUGAUACACAAAAAAAACAUUUUAGAGAGCCAUCAAAUAUUCUUGGAAAAAUUUAUCUUUAUAAACGCGUAUUGAAGCAUACUAUUGUAUAAAGUAAGUUUAGUGCUAGGAUUACGACACAUGAUAAAAAUGUCACACUAGAAGUAAUGAAUAAAAAAAGUACAGCAGGCAUGAACACGAAACAAUCACCGCACAACAGCUACCAAGUAUGGCAAUAUGUAUCGCAUUUAUAAGCAACACCCCUUAAUUUUCUAUAUUCCUAUUAUAUUUCCAUUCUAUGGCAAGCAAAAUAAAAAUCAAGCCCUUUUAUACGAAACAAUUCCACAUCCUUGUUUUAGGUAAACAGUAACCAUCAGUUUUCUGUCGCGUAUUUUAUUGAAUAGUUGUAAUAAAAACAUAAUUUUACGCAUAUCAUUGACUCAGUGUAUUACGUAUGAGCGUGUACAUAAGUAUUGGUCACUUCAACAGCAUAACAAAUUGAAGUAGGAACAAUGACACAAAACAUUUUAUUUCCGUAUUACAUAAGCAUAGCAGUAUCUUACGAGACCAACAUUAUUGUUUGAUUUAUCCAAUAAAGCAAAUCUUGUAAAAUAGUCAAACGAACCUUGUAAAACGCAAUAUGAUUUGAACGUAAUAGCUCCUGUAUGGUUGAUUACGAUGAAAAUUAAAACAGAUAUUUCCUGCGAGUCGUAUGUAGAACAUAAUGCCACAAUAAUCAUGAAUGUCAAUUUUCUAUUGUAACAA
Culex quinquefasciatus (southern house mosquito) is the source of this 4361-nucleotide messenger RNA. RefSeq names its product serine/threonine-protein kinase PAK 1 (gene Pak3). Gene Ontology annotation, biological process: intracellular signal transduction; regulation of axonogenesis; regulation of MAPK cascade. Bases 396 to 1952 code for a protein of 518 amino acids. The transcript has a single exon. NCBI's taxonomy places the organism in Eukaryota, Metazoa, Arthropoda, Insecta, Diptera, Culicidae. Gene Ontology annotation, cellular component: cytoplasm. The record is from RefSeq and is a predicted model, not a curated record. Gene Ontology annotation, molecular function: ATP binding; protein serine/threonine kinase activity.